AUGUAUUCUGGCAUUGCUGAAAGCCCCUGGAAUAGGCAAAAUUCCCCCAGUAUUAAAAAAAAAAAGUUGGCUCUUCCUUUGGCGGCAGCUGUGGCUGGACAGGAGGACCCAGUGCGGUGGGAAAUUCACCAGGACUGGGCCAAUCGGAAGUACAUUGAGCUCAUCACCAGCAGCAUCAAGAAAAUUGCGUACUUUCUCAACUCAUUCAAUCUGUCUUGUCGUUCAAGACUCGCAACACUAAAUGAGAAACUGACAGCCCUUGAACGGAGAAUAGAGUACAUUGAAGCACGGGUGGCAAAAGGUGAGACCCUUCACCUAGAACUUUGCCAGGCUGCUUCUGGGAAGUUGCUUUAGAGAACCCAGGCCUCCGUGGGACAGGUCCCAGCAGCCUUCAACUCCUUCCUCUCUCCUUAAAGAACAGCAGGGCUUAUUCUUGGUUUUCUUUCUUCAAUCAUGUGGCCUUUGGUCUCUGCCAUGUACAUCUGACAGUAUGAUAUGGCACAUGGGGCAAAGUCUAGGGGAACUCUUGAAAACAUUAGGCAUUUUACCUUUUCAGUAACAUUUCAUGGAACUACUGGUAAAUGUAUUUGAGGUGCUCAGAGCCAAAAGACUGGGACUCUUUGUGAAGGUCCUCCCCACCUCUCAGUUUCUCCCGGACUCUCCUUACAGUUUUCAUUGCCUUUGCAUUGAUUCUAUAAACAGUCUUUGUCUCCUCCCCACCUU
Messenger RNA from Phyllostomus discolor (pale spear-nosed bat), 723 nucleotides. Its product is annotated as protein BRICK1-like. The transcript has 2 exons. The record is from RefSeq and is a predicted model, not a curated record. NCBI's taxonomy places the organism in Eukaryota, Metazoa, Chordata, Mammalia, Chiroptera, Phyllostomidae. Bases 1 to 354 code for a protein of 117 amino acids. Gene Ontology annotation, molecular function: protein-containing complex binding. Gene Ontology annotation, biological process: cell motility; actin filament organization; regulation of actin polymerization or depolymerization. Gene Ontology annotation, cellular component: SCAR complex.